Molecule: messenger RNA, 1164 nt
Organism: Striga hermonthica
Lineage: Eukaryota; Viridiplantae; Streptophyta; Magnoliopsida; Lamiales; Orobanchaceae
Source: the annotation of a GenBank genome assembly
AUGAACUUUUCGCCAUCGGCUUCGGCUAACACGGUUACAUGCUUCAUGGGCACGGCUUUCCUACUCGCGCUCCUCGGCGGCUUCUUGUCCGAUUCCUACCUAACUACCUAUUGCAUCUAUGUCAUAAGUGCAAUAACACAACUUUUGGGCCUCUUGAUCCUCACAUUGCAAGCUCACUCGUCGUCCCUACAACCGCCUGUCUUGAUCUCCGCAACACGCAAUCGCCGGGCAACUCCAAGUAGUCGACCCACUCGCACCACCCUACCGAACACAACGUUCCUCGACCGAGCGAUAUCCGACCCGCCGGGCCCACACGACGACCCCCAAUAUUCUCCUUGGCUCCACUGCACAGUAUCCCAAGUCGAGGACUCGAAAUCCGUCCUCCGAACCCUCCCCAUCUUUGCCUCGACCGUCAUGCUCAACUGCUGCCUCGCCCAGCUGUCGACCUUCUCCGUUCAACAAGCCGCCACCAUGGACACGCGCCUCGUCGGCACCACCUUUCGAGUCCCACCGGCCUCCCUCCCGGUUUUCCCGGUCCUUUUUGUGCUCAUACUCGCGCCCGUUUACAACCACGUCAUCCUACCGUUUUUUUCCCGACGGGACACGGGCUCCGAGCCCGGGAUAACCCAUCUCCAACGCAUAGGAACGGGCCUCGGUUUCUCGGUCUUGGCCAUGGCCACAGCAGCCCUAGUCGAGACCAAGCGUAAACGGGCCGCGGCCCGGUCGGGCCUUGCCGGGUCCACGGAGCCCAUACCGAUUACGUUCCUUUGGGUGGCGCUGCAGUACCUCUUCUUGGGGUCUGCCGAUUUGUUCAGCCUGGCGGGCCAAAUGGAGUUCUUCUUCUCGGAGGCGCCAGCCGGGAUGAGGUCCCUGGCGACGUCCCUGUCGUGGGCCUCGCUGGCGGUGGGCUAUUAUUUGAGCUCGGUGCUUGUGGGCCUGGUGAAUUGGGCCACGGGUAGGUUGCCGGGUGGGCCGUGGCUGCGUGGGAGUAAUUUGAACCGGUAUAGGUUGGAGCGGUUUUAUUGGCUCAUGUGUGGGCUGAGUGGGUUGAACUUGUUGCAGUACGUGUUUUGGGCGAGGAGGUAUAGGUACAGGGCGGCGGCGGAGGGCGGCGGAGGUGGUGGCCGGGGAGAGGAGGAGGAUGGUGAUGAGGGCGGCGCGUGA